This is a messenger RNA of Spodoptera littoralis (African cotton leafworm), 687 nucleotides long. NCBI's taxonomy places the organism in Eukaryota, Metazoa, Arthropoda, Insecta, Lepidoptera, Noctuidae. The record is from the annotation of a GenBank genome assembly.
AUGACUGCUGAAAACGAACGUGAAAUAUAUCAUAAAUUGGAAGCCAUGAAAGAGAUUAGGAAUAAAACAAUAACAUUGGAGCGGAUGAAGCGCAGCAUCCUGAAUGAAGUGCGCAGCGGGGACCAGGAAGGGCGCUGCUUAGCACAGUACAAGCGGGAGAUGGAGCUGCUGCAGCAAGAGAAGAUGAGCCAUGUGGAAGAACUGCGCCAAAUACAUGCUGACAUUAAUGCGAUGGAGACUGUGAUCAAACAAACGGAGGAGAGCAUGACGCGCAAGCUGUCGAACGCGUCGCGGCUGCACGAGGACUACCGGCCGCUAAAGGCCGAGGUGGACCUGCUGCGGCGACAGUGUCUCGGCCUCGAGCGCCUGCCCGACCUGCACGAAGAAGAAGGCAGCCCUAUCACUCCCGAUCGGUUCCCCGCGCUGCCGCCGGGCGCGGCGGCGCCGGCCCCGCGAGCCCUGGGCGGGUUCCUGCCGCCGGCGGCGCCCCGCAAGCCGCCCCCUCCGCCGCCUGCGUUCAGGUCUGCACUCGACCAAGAUUUCAUUACCGUCUCGCUGAGACAGCAGCCCCCGCCGAUGAAGUCGUGCCUGUCGUGCCACCAACAGAUACACCGCAACGCGCCCAUCUGUCCGCUCUGCAAGGCCAAGAGUCGCUCGCGGAACCCCAAGAAGCCCAAGAAGAAAUAG